AUUAAGAAACUUAACGAAAAUGUCGCGGAAUCAGUUGCCAGAUUCAUCCUCAUCUCCGCCUAUAAGCCAUUUACCAUAUCACAAUUUCGACGAUGAUUUAAUCAACGAACUGCCCUCUUGCAUCUAUGCGGGUCAACAUCAGAGUGGUGUCGGUGCAGCUAGUGGGGGCAUCUCGACCGGCGGCUCCGGCUUACGUCUUAACUCCAAUAAUUUAAGGCAUAUCCAGCAACAUUACUUACACCAGGGCAAUGAAAACAUGCUCGACUCAUCUACAAGCUCCAAUAAUCUGGUGCCUCUUAAUUCUAAUAAUGCCACACCCAUGAUGUGCAAUAGUCCAACGGCGACUAGUAGCGUCGGCGGUGGGGGUGGAGGGGGAGGUGGUCCAGGCCCUAGCUCGGCAGGAGGGCCCUCGAGUGGCAGCUAUGGUGCAGCGGCUGCGUCCAGUUACAAAAUUCAACGACAACAGGCAAAUGUGCGGGAAAGGAAACGCAUCCAGAGGUCCGCACCAACUGGGUACACUAAAUGUAGUAUCAAUUCGGCGUUUGAUGAGUUACGGGUCCAUGUACCCACAUUUCCAUAUGAAAAGCGUCUAAGCAAAAUCGAUACUCUGCGCCUGGCCAUCGCCUACAUAUCACUUCUGCGUGAGGUGCUCCAAACGGACUACGAUCCACUCACCUAUGUGGAGAAGUGUCUACGUGGCGAGAUCAAAGCCGACCGAGCCAAUUGGAAUACAAGCGAUCUAACAGCACGCCUCUCCUGGAUCAAUUGGGAGAAUUUGGGCGUGCACCCAGGGCGACGCACACUCCUCACAUCGCUAGCAUUGUCUUCGGAGCCAAUGUGUGGUGCCCAUUGUGGCAUGCCAUAAGAUUAUUACGUUUCAUUAGAACGAAUACGUUACGUGUUAAUCCGACAAAUACUGUUAUUCAAGGAAUAUUAUAAAUAUUCCCAUUAUCAAUCGAAUAGAAAGUUAGUUUAGUGGGUUUUUACUCCCUUAAAAAUGAUAAAUGGAAUAAUUAUUCAAUCUAAACCAGAGUUAAUAUCAUACAUUAGCAGUCAAAAGCAAUUAAUUAAUUAAAAAUCCCAUUGGAUUUGUGCGGAGAUAUUUGAUUCCGAAAAGUAUGCUAUACAUUAUAGAAACGCAUAG
Molecule: messenger RNA, 1144 nt
Organism: Drosophila hydei
Lineage: Eukaryota; Metazoa; Arthropoda; Insecta; Diptera; Drosophilidae
Gene: Fer2
Exons: 4
Coding region: 20-865 (281 amino acids)
Biological process (GO): developmental process; regulation of transcription by RNA polymerase II
Molecular function (GO): DNA-binding transcription factor activity, RNA polymerase II-specific; protein dimerization activity; RNA polymerase II transcription regulatory region sequence-specific DNA binding
Source: RefSeq, a predicted model, not a curated record